CCUCUUCUCCGACAGAGAAAUUAAACACAAAAGAACUUGUUGCAAAAGACAGAAUUCCCUCUCCAUAAACUGUACUAUAAGGUUGAUUAAAGAUAUGGGAUUGCCAAGAUUCUCAUCGACUGAAUGUGAAAAUGCUUUCUCAAUUGAGUAUACUUCUUGGCUGAUGGAGCAUCCUUCUGCAUUGGAUAAAUUUGAAGAAAUGACGAGCAUAGCUAAAGGGAGAAAAAUAGUAAUUUUCCUGGAUUAUGAUGGCACCUUGUCUGAUAUUGUGCCCAACCCUGGAGAAGCUUUUAUGACUGAGAAGAUGAGAAUGGUGCUACGUGAAGUUGCUAAUCGCUUUCCUACAGCAAUCAUUAGUGGACGAGAACGAGAAAGGGUACAAGAUUUUGUACAACUGAAAAAUGUGUAUUAUGCUGGAAGUCAUGGGCUAGAUAUUGAAGCUCCCUUGGAUUCAACAAAUUUUGAUGAAAUGGAUAAUAAGGUUGUUCUCUACCAACCGGCAAAAGAAUUCUUGCCUGAAAAACGUAAGGUUCUUAAUAUCUUGAGUGAGAGAACCAAAGGUAUUAAAGGCGUAAAUAUUGAAGACAACAAAUUCUGCAUUUCUGUACACUUUAGGCAUGUUCACACAAAGGACCUUGGCACACUUGAGAAUGUCAUUGCAGUUGUGUUAGAAGAAUACCAAAACUUUCGUGUAUCAACUGGAAAGAAGGUGUUUGAGAUUCGACCAGAUAUUAUGUGGAACAAAGGUCACGCAUUGGAGUAUUUCUUAGAAAUUCUUGGUUUUGGAAAUUCAGAUGAUGUCCUCCCAAUAUAUAUUGGGGAUGAUCGAACUGAUGAAGACGCUUUCAGGGUAUUAAGGAAAAGAGGACAAGGUUUUUCAAUAGUUGUUUCUGCUGCUCCAAAAGACACCAAGGCUUUAUACUCUUUACGUGAACCAAAGGAAGUUAUGGAGUUUUUGUUAGGUCUAGUGAUUUGGAGCAAUAGUACUACUUCGUAGAUUUAAGUUAUUUACAUGUCUUCAACAUAAUAGUUAAGUGAUCAAGAGGUCAUAAUUCGAACAAAGUUCUCUAUAAGUCUUUUUUGCUAAAUGCUAUCAUGAAUGUGAUUUAUAAGUUGUGUUUGAUAAAUGCGUUUAACAAGUUGCAUUUUUUAAAAGUGUUACGUUCGACCAAUGCAAUUAUAAGUCACGUUUGACGAAGGCA
This is a messenger RNA of Lycium ferocissimum, 1202 nucleotides long. Its product is annotated as probable trehalose-phosphate phosphatase 6. Gene Ontology annotation, molecular function: trehalose-phosphatase activity. Lineage: Eukaryota; Viridiplantae; Streptophyta; Magnoliopsida; Solanales; Solanaceae. The record is from RefSeq and is a predicted model, not a curated record. The coding region runs from base 95 to 997 and encodes 300 amino acids. The transcript has 10 exons. Gene Ontology annotation, biological process: trehalose biosynthetic process.